AUGUCCCGCUCCUUCACAGGCUGCAAAAGAUGUAAAGCCCGCCGUCAGAAAUGCGACGAGCAACGUCCCGCCUGCACCCGUUGCGCCACAGCCAACGUCCCCUGCCGCUACACCAUGCAGCUGCAAUGGGGAGGGCGGGCGUUUUCGCGCUCGCGGUUCGGCGCGUGUAUGGACAACGGAGGUAUGCAACGGCUGGAGUAUUCCCCGGGGGAGUUCAUCUAUACUACCGAGUCUGCCGCCACCGAGCAGUCGCUUUUCGCUGGGAAGCCCAACAGUGGCGCGACCUGGACCACCACCGCCGCCGCCAGCCCAAUACAAUCGCAAAGCCUAUCGCGAUCUAUCGACCCGUUCUCCAAUCUCUCCACAGACCAAAGGUCCCUCCUGCAUCACUUUCUUCGCGAUGCGUCGCAGAUCACAGCCUGUCACCCUAACAUGCGCCACGAGAUCUGUCAAAUGCUGGUCCCCCGCGCGCUACAGACCCCGUCUCUGCUAUACGCCACGCUAGCACUAUCAGCCAUCCACCUACAGGCGUUGCGCAGUCAAUCUGACAACGUCAAGUCCGCCCCGCACAUCGCCCGUCUGGUCGCAUUGAGUCUAGAGCAUUUUCGCACGGAGCUGCAGAUGACUCCCCAGGGUAAGGGAUCUUCUGAUGUCCUGCUCGCAACAGCCCGCACACUCUGUCUAGCGGAGAUACACUCCGGCGCUAUUCAUCCUCACUCGUGGCGCGCCCAUAUCGAGGGCGCCAGGGCGUUGAUGGUUGCGACUGAGACAUCGUCUGCAGAAGGAGAGGGAGAACAAGAGGGGGAAGGAGAGUUCCGUCGUUAUCUCGAUAGAUGGCAUCGGUCUAUUGUCUCGUUGACUGCGUUGACGGGUAAUGGGCCGCCUAUUGGGGAGGUGGAUGAUGUGGGUGAGUUGAUGACGGAGGAUAGUCCGGAUUAUCUAGAUGAUUAUUGGGGGUUUACGGUUCGGCUGGCUGCUGUUUUUAGGGGGAUUGGGGGGGUUGCGUGGCGUGCCCGACAAGGGGCUUUUUCGACGACUAAAGUGGGUGGUGGUGAUGUGGGCUGUGAGACUGGUAAAAUAGAAGAACAAGAUGCAGACCACGAUACAAAGCAACAUCCAGCCCGUGGUACAAAGCAAGCUGAAGAGCAAGAUACAGACCACGAUGCAAACCACGAUACACACCAAGGUCCAGACACAGCUACAGACACGCCUACAGACACACCUACAGACCCAACAAUCUUACACGAAACCAACACCCUCGAAUCCACCCUCCACAACCUAAUCUCCCAAACCACCACCUCCCCACCAACCUUCUACCCCGGCGUCGCCCCCCGCCUAUCAACAGAAUGCACCCACCAACUCACCCUCUGCAACACGGCCUUCCAACACAGCGCCCUCAUCCAAAUCCACCGCCGCCUCCACCGCACCCCCUCCUCCUCCUCAACCGUGCAAUCCUCCGUGCAACGCAUCCUAGCCUGCACAGCCGAGAUCGGCCCCGCCCCAGGCCUCAGCCCGUGGGUUCUGCUUACGACGCCGCUGUUCAUUGCGGGGUGUGAGGCGCGUGGGAAAGAUAGGGAGUGUGUACGACGACUAUUGCAGCAGCUGUAUGAGACUAUUCGCGUGCCGAAUGUGGUGCAGGCGUUGCGGUUUUUGGAGAUGUAUUGGGCGGGGAGGAGGGUGGAUGAGGACGAGGGGUGGAAUGAGUUUUUGGACCGCAUGAAUAUAGACUUCAUCCCUUAUUAA
This is a messenger RNA of Aspergillus candidus, 1743 nucleotides long. Its product is annotated as Zn(II)2Cys6 transcription factor. Bases 1 to 1743 code for a protein of 580 amino acids. The record is from RefSeq and is a predicted model, not a curated record. Gene Ontology annotation, cellular component: nucleus. Lineage: Eukaryota; Fungi; Ascomycota; Eurotiomycetes; Eurotiales; Aspergillaceae. Gene Ontology annotation, biological process: positive regulation of transcription by RNA polymerase II. Gene Ontology annotation, molecular function: zinc ion binding; DNA-binding transcription factor activity, RNA polymerase II-specific; transcription cis-regulatory region binding. The transcript has 2 exons.